Patiria miniata (bat star) is the source of this 2080-nucleotide messenger RNA. Its product is annotated as BTB/POZ domain-containing protein 10-like. The record is from RefSeq and is a predicted model, not a curated record. Gene Ontology annotation, biological process: positive regulation of phosphorylation. NCBI's taxonomy places the organism in Eukaryota, Metazoa, Echinodermata, Asteroidea, Valvatida, Asterinidae. The transcript has 11 exons. Gene Ontology annotation, cellular component: cytoplasm. The coding region runs from base 339 to 1559 and encodes 406 amino acids. Gene Ontology annotation, molecular function: protein binding.
CAAGAGGGCGCCAUUUCGAUGCGUCAUUUCAGCACUCGCUUCACAGAAUCAUCAUUAAUCGGUGCCACGUUUUUUCUGGAAAAUGCUUGAAAUAUUGUGUAAACUGAGUGCUUAUUUUGUAUCCAUGUGUACUGAACAUAACAUGUUUCGGAAGCAUUUGAUUUGAUCAGACUACAAGCUAAUGAAUUUCCGGUAGUGGUUUGUUGGCACUAGGUUUCUGAAAAAGAAGAGAUUUCUUGUUUCACUCAGCUGCCUUUCCAGAUAAAUUCCAGACAUCAGAGGUGUCUACGUUGCAUGUGAGCAGCCAUUGGUCCAGCCGGCUCGCUGUGGUCGCUUUAAUGGCAUACAGGCAGCUUGGUGGCGUACCAUAUAAUGCUAGUAGUAUAGACAGUGACUCGGAUUCCUUGGACAGCGAUCGUGGCUACAAUUCACGUUGUUCUAAUUCCUGCGUCUGUGCAAACAUGGCCGACAAGUCCAGCAACACGUCGCCAACCCACUCCUGUUUGAAGCCAGCCAGCGAGAGCAAAGCUCUGUCGACGGGACGGCCCAACAACCAACCCCGCAACAGAGCGCGCUCAGUCAGUGACAUCGAAGGCAAGCCCGGAAUGCGGAAUCACUCCUUGUUUGGCAAACUGCCAGACAGGGUCACCUUGAUUGUUGAUCAUACUCGGUUUGUGGUUGACCCGUCAUUGUUUACAGCUCACCCAAACACAAUGCUUGGCAGAAUGUUCGGGAAUGGUAUCGACAACAACUUCACCAGACCCAAUGAAAAGGGAGAGUAUGAAGUAGCACAUGGCAUUUCAUCAGAGCUGUUCAGUGCUAUAUUGGAGUACUACAAGGGUCGAUCCAUCCGAUGUCCUCCCAGUGUUUCUGUAUCUGAACUGAGAGAGGCUUGUGAUUACCUUCUAGUACCAUUCACUGAGAACACUGUCAGAUGCAAAAAUCUCAGGUGUUUGCUGCAUGAGAUCUCCAAUGAUGGUGCUAGGGAGGAAUUUGAGAAAUACGUAGACACGCUGAUACUGCCCGAGAUGGUCAACUGUGCAAAGCACGGCCAAAGAGAGUGUCACAUCGUGGUGUUGAUGGAAGAUGACGUCGUGGAGUGGGAUGAAGAAUACCCGCCUCAGAUGGGAGAGGAAUACUCACAAAUUGUAUGCAGCACUCCAUUGUAUCGGUUUUUCAAGUACAUCGAAAACAGGGAUGUUGCAAAGACGGUCCUGAAGGAAAGAGGCUUGAAGAAAAUCCGACUUGGGAUUGAAGGUUAUCCUACCUACAAGGAGAAGAUAAAGCAGAGACCAGGUGGAAAACCCGAAGUGAUCUACAACUACGUGCAGCGGCCGUUUGUGCGCAUGUCCUGGGAGAAGGAAGAGAACAAGAGUCGCCACGUUGACUUCCAGUGCGUGCGCAGCCGUUCCAUUCCAAAUCUGUCCAGCGUCGCGGGCGGGGAGGCCCUCUUGGAUCGCGAUCUACGCCAGGCUCCGCUUCACGCCGAGGGCGUGGCCAUGCUCAGGCAAGUCUUACCAGAUCCCCCGGAUGGUGACGCAAACGACGGUAACGCCUAAUCCAAAUAGUGGUACAUAUUUAUCCAAUUUUGGCCAUUACUGGGACGCUGCCAUGCAUGAGUGCCUAUCCCAGAGAUCUUAAAUUCAAGCUGCAUGUACAGUAUGUAAAGCUCUGAACACGUUAUUAUUAUAAUUAUUAUUAUUACUGUUAAUCAUUUCUGGUAAUGAAACCAAGGAUUCCUCAAAAGCGCCCCAGGCACUGUAGCUUGCAAGCCUGAAGAAACCUUCGGAGAGAAGACAAUGAGAAGAAGUUACAGUUUUAGAGGUGGGAGGAAAAGCCCAGAAGAAUAUUCUGGGGAAAACCCACGUAGUCAGGUAGGGACUGAAAAGCCAAUCCACAUGUUGCUCCAGGCGGGAUUCGAACCAGGGUCACAGCGGUGGAAGGCGAGGAAAGUACCGCUACGCCAACCUGACUCCCCUCCACGUCCGUGGAGGUCAAUGCAAUGUGUGAAAUCCAAUCAAAGCGAGCAUCCCACAAAAAAUAACCUCAGAGAUGGGCAACUGUGAUUAAUUUUAAAAAA